Molecule: messenger RNA, 1402 nt
Organism: Carya illinoinensis
Lineage: Eukaryota; Viridiplantae; Streptophyta; Magnoliopsida; Fagales; Juglandaceae
Product: glucuronoxylan 4-O-methyltransferase 3-like
Exons: 1
Coding region: 349-1233 (294 amino acids)
Biological process (GO): xylan biosynthetic process
Molecular function (GO): glucuronoxylan 4-O-methyltransferase activity
Source: RefSeq, a predicted model, not a curated record
UCUCCUCGCUACUCUUUCAAGUCACCUGGCACACACAUGACCUCGUGUCUCUAUCUCAAACUCGUAUAUAGCAUCUGCAUUGGAUCCAAUAGCACUCUUCACCAAGUUAGAUUUUAAGUAAGUAUUUUCAACUACCUUUCUAUUUCCUGAUCUCCAAUAAACCGAUAAACAAUCAAUUCAUUGCCUCCUCCUCUCCGGCCUUAAGCUCUCCUUUCCCCACCUCCAAUUAAGACUAAAUUUUCGGCAUAUAGUGCUACCUAACUAAAACUCCAAGAACACCAUUAUAUCAUCUCUCUCUCUCCCUCUUUCUUCCCACUCUCAGAAGGAAAUUCGACACCAUCAAAAACCAUGAAGUCCAAAACUCAUUUGUCCAUUAAUCUCAAGCUCAUCCUCCUCUGCUUUUUCUUUCUCAUCCUCCUCCUCUUGAUAGUAACAUCAAGCUUUUCACCUUCCCAGCCACCCAUUGCAGAAACCCGCCUCUCAAACUCAACAAAGCCCACCCAAGAACCACAAUCAACAGUAUCAUCGGCAUGCUCAUCUCACCUCACACCAUCUUGCAGCAAGAUCCCAACUUCCCUAGCCAACGCUCUCAUUCACUUUGCAACAACCAACAUCACCCCGCAGCAAACCUUGAAGGAAAUCUCGGUGUCAGCACGGGUUCUUGCAACGAAAUCACCAUGCAAUUUCUUAGUCUUUGGCCUCGGCCAUGACAGCCUCAUGUGGACCGCACUCAACCACGGUGGCCGCACGGUUUUCCUCGAAGAAGAUGAGUCCUGGAUCGGGCAAAUCCAACAACGUCUACCAACAUUAGAGUCGUACCACGUGGUAUACGACACCAAGGUUCAUCAGGCUGACGAGCUCAUGAAGCUUGGAAUGCACGAAGAAUGCAAAGCUGUGAGUGAUCCGAGAUUCUCCAAGUGCCAACUUUCCCUCAAAGGAUUCCCAAAUGAUAUUUAUGACAUAGAGUGGGACUUGAUCAUGGUGGAUGCGCCAACCGGGUAUCAUGAUGAUGCGCCCGGGAGGAUGAGUGCCAUAUACACGGCAGGGUUGAUGGCCAGGAACAAAGAGGAGGGCGAGACCGAUGUGUUUGUUCAUGAUGUAGAUAGAGUGGUGGAGGACAAGUUCUCUAAUGCUUUUCUUUGUGAAGGGUACUUGAGGGAACAAGAAGGAAGGAUUAGGCACUUCAACAUUCCUAGUUACAGGGCUCGCCCGGGUAGACCCUUUUGCCCGUAGAGGUUUCAUUCAUCAUUUGUCCAUUUUAACUCUUAUGUUUUUUCCUAUAAUACUUGUUUGCUCAUAGAUGCAUCACUCAAGGGAGUUGGAUCUGGGAGUUUCGCUUUGUAUGUGUAUGUAUGUAUUAUCGAUUGUUACUAAUUUUCUCAACUGGAUGAGUUGUUCUGCA